This is a messenger RNA of Chionomys nivalis (European snow vole), 1323 nucleotides long. It is a transcript of the gene Actl7a, whose product is annotated as actin like 7A. The record is from RefSeq and is a predicted model, not a curated record. NCBI's taxonomy places the organism in Eukaryota, Metazoa, Chordata, Mammalia, Rodentia, Cricetidae. Gene Ontology annotation, cellular component: cytoplasm; nucleus. Bases 1 to 1323 code for a protein of 440 amino acids. The transcript has a single exon.
AUGUCUCUGGACAGCGUGUGGGCUCCAGAGGCAGCAGACAUGGGGGAUGGGCCUGUCAAGAAAGCUGGCAACCAGGCCUCCAUACAGACACAGGUCCUCCAGACUGCCUCCCUAAAGGAUGGCCCAGCAAAGAGGGCAGUAUGGGUCCGUCGAGAGAGUGCCGAGACAGAAGACCCUGAGAAGUCAACCGCGCCCAAGGACAGGUCCAAGUUAGAGGUGACCAAAGCAGUGGUCGUGGAUCUCGGCACCGGCUUCUGUAAAUGUGGCUUUGCUGGCCUGCCAAAGCCCACUCAUAAGAUCUCAACAACAGUGGGCAAGCCCUACAUGGAGACAGCCAAGACUGGGGAUAAUCGCAAAGAGACCUUCGUGGGGCAUGAGCUCCUUAACCCAGACAUACAUCUUAAGCUGGUCAACCCCCUGCGUCAUGGCAUCAUCGUGGACUGGGACACAGUACAGGACAUCUGGGAAUACCUCUUCCGACAAGAGAUGAAGAUCGCCCCGGAGGAGCAUGCAGUCCUGGUCUCGGACCCACCCCUGAGCCCUCACACCAACAGAGAGAAGUAUGCUGAGAUGUUGUUUGAGACCUUCAACACACCUGCAAUGCACAUCGCCUACCAGUCCCGCCUGUCCAUGUAUUCGUACGGACGCACGUCUGGGCUGGUGGUGGAGGUGGGCCACGGCGUGUCCUAUGUGGUACCCAUCUAUGAGGGUUAUCCUCUGCCUAGCAUCACGGGGCGGCUAGACUAUGCAGGAUCUGACCAGACAGCCUACCUGAUGAGCUUGAUGAACAACUUUGGAAAACACUUCACAGAGGACCAGACCAGUAUUGUGGAGGACAUCAAGACAAGAUGCUGCUUCAUGGCCCUGGACCCCUUCGAAGAGAAGAAAGUUCCUCCCAGUGAACAUGAGAUCCAAUAUACUCUGCCUGAUGGAAAAGAGAUCCGUCUGGGCCAGGAGAGGUUUCUCUGCUCGGAGAUGUUCUUCAAGCCAUCGCUGAUCAAAUCCAUGCAGCUGGGCCUCCACACCCAGACGGUGUCCUGCCUUAACAAGUGUGACAUCGCACUCAAGCGAGACCUCAUGGGGAACAUCCUGCUCUGUGGGGGCAGCACUAUGCUCAAGGGGUUCCCUAACCGCCUGCAGAAGGAACUGAGCAGCAUGUGCCCCAAUGACACCCCACAGGUCAAAGUUCUGCCUGAGAGAGACACCGCAGUGUGGACUGGUGGCUCUAUCCUGGCCUCGCUCCAGGGUUUCCAACCACUGUGGGUUCACCGCUUUGAGUACGAGGAGCAUGGGCCUUUCUUUCUCUACAGAAGGUGCUUCUGA